GAUAGCGAACAUGGCUGAAAUCGCACUGAGAAGCUGUUGUUUUACAUAAAAUUUUGCAUACAUUUCGUCGUCUGAUUUGGGAUCUUGCCAUUCAUAUUCACCAUGGAAAAGUGCUAGAACCAUGAAAAUUAUAUAUCAGUUCAAUAUAAUAAGAAAUUAAGUUCUUACUAUUGGUUGUCUGCAUCCACCUCCAUGACGGCGACAGUUGAACAAGUGGAUAAUUAUGUGAAAUAUUCCUAAAUUGCCGCAAUAUUAAACGGAGCAUUUUAAUUGUUUUGAGGUUAUUAUAAAACAGCUGAUAUUUGUUUGUGCGCCAUCUACGAAUUACGAAAGGCCGAACACUAAUUUCGAAAAGUCGAAGUCGCUUUACAUAUUUGUCAAAUAAAUUUACUAUUUUGCUUUUAUAUUAUUUUUCGUAAAUAAUUACCAUAAUUACAAACAAUAAAUCGAAAUCCUAUACGUACUCGUUUAUUGUGGACAGCAGCGUAAAUGACAAUGGACAAAAUUGAUACUGAUGGGAAUAUAUUAAAAGUUAUAAAUUCUUUGGAAUGUUCUAAAAAACAAUGUAUUCAUUGUAAAGAUGGUGUUGAAGCCAUAACAAGUACUAUUAGAAAUACUCUGUUGGAAAUUAAUGAUAUUCAGGAGCGAAACCAGCAGCGUCGUCAUGGAGAGCUUGUGGCUUUGUUUGAAAAGUAUUUCAGCAAUGAUAAAUUUAAAACUAUUGAAACAUCUGCAAAUGUAAGCUUAGAAAAUUCAGAAGAUUCUUCUAAUUCGUCGAACACCAAACAUUUUAAAAAGAAUGUGAAACAGCUACAAUUUAGUAAGCAAGUUGAAAAAAUUGCUGUUUUGAAGACACAAAAACAGAAGAAUUCUGUGAAUACACGAAAGCGUCGAAUAAAUUUAACCGAAAAUGCUUUAGAAGCAACAUCAUCAAAAAAUUCUACGGGAAAAUCGAGCAACUUAAAAGUCGAGCCCAUAUCAUGUACUAGUUCAAUAGAAACGAUAAAUGUGAAAGCAAAUCAUAGAGAUGAACUUUUUGCAAUGCGUGAGAAAAUGCUUGCUAUUCAGCGCCGGAAAAUGGAGGAUCGGGAACGUAGGAAACGUGAGAGUAAUGCUAUGUAAUUAACGUACUGCCAUAAAACAAUAUUGUUUUACACAUAAUAUAGCUUAAGGUAUUUAUAAAAAUAUAUGUACAAAUAUAUAAUUUCGUUAACAAGUGA
This is a messenger RNA of Bactrocera oleae (olive fruit fly), 1220 nucleotides long. NCBI's taxonomy places the organism in Eukaryota, Metazoa, Arthropoda, Insecta, Diptera, Tephritidae. The record is from RefSeq and is a predicted model, not a curated record.